This is a messenger RNA of Mesorhabditis spiculigera, 1134 nucleotides long. NCBI's taxonomy places the organism in Eukaryota, Metazoa, Nematoda, Chromadorea, Rhabditida, Rhabditidae. The record is from the annotation of a GenBank genome assembly.
AUGGAUGAUGAUGCUGUUUACGUCUACAAGGCUUAUUAUGACUUAAGGGACCCAGCCGGCCCUCGAAUCCGCGUCCUCUUGACAUCAAACUGCAGCACACUCGCUUCAAAUCAGACCGUUUUGGAUCUCAGGAUAGAAGGAAAAUCGAUCGGGAUCGGCUGGGAAAAGAUGACUAAUGGAGUCGAGCGAUCACCAUCGAAAUAUACGGACGAUGUUUCGGCUUGCAUCGGAGCGUUGCAUUGGUUCAACGAUUGGCCCCGUCUGAUCCUGUAUGUAGAAAUGGCUCGUCUAAACGGAAUCUCUCGUAUUCUUGUCACUUGGCAAUCGAUAUCAAAAGAAGUGAAGGCUGUCAUCGAUUAUUAUCAACAAAGAGGAAUUAUACAACCACAUCCAUGGCCAUUGUUGCCCUUUAAUGAAAAGAGGAAUCCAAAUUCGAAUGUCUACAUUGCCAGCCACAAUCUCUUCACUCAACAUUGUAAUUUUUGGUCAAGCAGCAAGUACACGUUUUUGAGCGACGUGGAUGAGUUGCUGUAUAUGAGAUACCAUAACAAGACGCUAUUCGAGUUGUUGGAAUCUUGGUAUAGGAAAAAGAAGGAUAUAGCCGGCUUCAAGUUCAAGCACACACCGCUUGCCCUGAAAAUGGCCUCGAAUCCGUUUGAGUACGAGAAGUUUCUGGAGUUGGAGCCGCUGCGGAAGCCAUUGACGUACGAGGGAUGGCGAUUUCCAAAGUCAAUCUUUUUGACCGAAUACACGCAGAUUUCGUGGGUGCAUUACCCGAGGGAAUUUUUUGCGAAGAAGAAAAAUUAUGAGAUACCCGCCGACGAAGCGUUGUACUUUCAUCUACGUGAAAACUUCGAGGAUGCCAAUGCUACAGUACUAUACCCGGAUGUUCAGCUAUUCCGCCAGGAAGAGGUCGAUCAAAGAAUCUGGUUGAUAGCAGACACGAUCCGAGACAUAUUUCAAGACACCGUGCCAAAGUAUCGUACCCGCGAGCUCUAUGCCGCAAUGGGCGAAUGCAGAAAACGAAAAGGCAAAAAAUGCGAGGACGCGAGCGUGGGCUGCUGGGACGCGUUGUCUGGAAUGGACGAUUGGAUCUACGCGGCACCCACUCCAAACAGCUAUUAUAUCCCGGUU